Molecule: messenger RNA, 4145 nt
Organism: Amphiprion ocellaris (clown anemonefish)
Lineage: Eukaryota; Metazoa; Chordata; Actinopteri; Pomacentridae
Gene: nadk2
Product: NAD kinase 2, mitochondrial
Exons: 12
Coding region: 595-1920 (441 amino acids)
Biological process (GO): NAD+ metabolic process; NADP+ biosynthetic process
Cellular component (GO): mitochondrion
Molecular function (GO): NAD+ kinase activity
Source: RefSeq, a predicted model, not a curated record
AGUACAACUUGAGUACGUGCCAGGCAUCAUGGUACGUUCCGCCGCCACUCUUGUCUUGUGUUGUCGUUUAUUCUCCACCUGCUCUUGUGUCUUAGCUCGUGUUUAAAGGGCUUCAUGCGCUGAAGGGAGCGGCUCGGCUGCAGAGGAGCAACUUGGUGAGAAGAAACCCAGUGAAAGUAGGUGAUAUGCAGCCUUACAAACUGUCAGCAAGCUGCUAGCUACCUUUAGCCUUUGAAGCUCAGCUGGUCACGUAAUGCUAGCCUCUAACCUGCCAAAUACGGGCUCUAUAUAAGAUAACUAGUUUAAUAGCAAGCUAACGGCUGUUCCCGCUGUGUUGUCGUGGAGCUGAAGGAAGUCGUGUGAAGUGAAGUUAUAACCGGGUCGCCCGCAGCGAGGGGAGAGUCUGGUGACCUUCCCUGACAGCUGGGUUUGUGGUCCACUUCAUGGCUGUGAAUGAACAAUAACUACAUCUGGCCAGAAGACUGACAGGACCCAAUAUGUCAGCUACGUAACAGCGGUAAACACCACGACCCUCACUCGACACUUAUAUUUGGAGUUUAAUUUAAGUUUCUGGUCGUGUGUCCACGUGUAAAAAUGGCUCGCCGCUCAGCGGUGAACGUGUGGUGCCUUGGGAGUCGAGCUGUCAGCCUGCUGUAUGGAAGCUCACUUCGUCCCCUCCACACCUCAGUCUGCAACGCUUCAUCAAAGCCCAAAGCUGGAUUCAGACCGGAGAAGGUAGCAGUGGUUACAAAGACGACACGGUAUGAGUUUGAGCAGCAGCGGUAUCGCUAUGCAGGACUUUCUGAAGAAGAUCUGAAACAGCUGCUUGCCAUGAAGGGCUCCAGUUACAGCGGCCUUCUGGAAAGACACAAUAUUCACACCAACAAUGUGGAACACAUUGUAAAGAGCCUGCGGAAAGAAGGUAUUGAUGUACGAGUAGUAAAGAGAGGAGAAUACAGUGAAGAGGUGGUGCGAUGGGCAAAUGCCAUAAUCUCUGCUGGAGGUGAUGGAACAAUGCUACUUGUUGCCAGUAAGGUUUUAAGCAAGGACAAACCAGUUGUUGGAGUAAACACAGACCCUGAGAGGUCAGAAGGACAUCUGUGUCUGCCUGUACGCUACACUUGUGCCUUUCCAGAGGCACUGGACAAACUCUGUCGUGGUGAGUUCAGGUGGCUGUGGCGUCAGAGGAUCCGUCUGCACUUAGAGGGCACAGGAAUAAAUCCCACUCCUGUGGACCUGCACGAACAGCAACUAAGCCUGGAGCAGCAUAGCCAAGCUCACCGCAUCACCACCAUGGAAAGCCAGCGGAGGACAGGGACACUGCAGGAGAGUUUCAUCAAGCCUAGCCUCCUCCCUAUUAGAAGCUUGAAUGAAAUCUUCAUCGGAGAAUCCCUGUCUUCCAGGGUGAAGUUAAAAUCCUUCAAUCCCCAUGUUAACCUCUUGCUCCAUAGGGCUUCCUACUAUGAGAUCUCAGUCGAUGAUGGCCCUUGGGAAAAGCAGAAGAGUUCAGGACUCAGUAUUUGCACAGGAACGGGAUCCAAAGCCUGGUCAUACAACAUCAACAAACUUGCUGAACAAGCUGUGGAAGAGGUUCUUAAAAUUGGAAAGUCCCAGGCAGGUCUUGAUAUCCCGCUUAACCGAGAGUUUAUUGAGAAGGUUACAGACAAAUACAACGAGUCUCUGGUGUUCAGUCCAGAUGACAGCCGCUUGUUCUACAGUGUCAGGGAGCCCAUCGUCAACAGAGUCUUCUCCAGCAGUCGGCAGAGAGGCUUUGCCAGCAAGGUGUGUGUCCGCUCUCGGUGUUGGGAUGCCUGCAUGGUGGUGGACGGCGGUACCUCCUUUGAGUUUAAUGAUGGUGCCAUCGCCACUAUCAGCACGAGCGAGGAGGACCAGCUCCGGACAGUCGUUCUGGAAAACUGAGGCAAAUCCAGAGCUCAGGACACCUGACUGGUUUCUCUUGAGCCAACAGUGUUCAAAAGGAUGUGGUCAAAGGGAAGCCCCUGCUUUUAGCCUACACAGGGGCUAUUUUUUACCUGGUAAAAGGUAUUAUUGUUGCUUUUGUUAUUUGUGUUUUUUUUCCCCAAAAUAUUUUUUUUCCUAUUUAGAUUGUUUUCUUUUGCUUUUUUUCUCCAUGCCACUAGGCGAUGCCAUGUUAAAAUCCAUUUUGUACUGUAGAUACUGUGAGACAGCAUUUAAAGUGUGUCACCAGAAACUACCUGUCACUGCAUCAGGGUCACAGGGAACAUCUAUGCUAGAGCAGAGAGAACAGAUCAGUGAUACAGAGGGCUUUUGUUAAUAGAAGGCACACUGAUUGUUGUAAAUAUGUAUCUAUUUCACAUUUUCUUUGGAGCAGCGACUUGUGUCGUUCUGUCAACCAGUUUCUACAUAGCCUUGAUGACGAUGCAUGUCUGUUUGUGCAUUAGCGGCCGCAUUCACAAAGGAUCUUAUCUUCCGACUAGAGAAUUGAGAUUGAUUAACAAGUGAACGGUCAAUCCAAGAGUUAAGAUUUUAUGGUUGUUUAUUAAACUGUCAGGCAAAGAUGGAUUUUAAGAGCAUUUUUGGUUUGAUGAAUAGUUAUGUGCCAGCUGAAAUAUUUCAGUUUAUUGAGGUUGCAAACUGUGUUUUUGCGAUGUCACAUAGCGGAGUUUAUCGUGUCACCUCCUGUGUUUUUGAGUUUUUUCAACUUGUCAGUGAGCUGAUUCAAUCCUGAUGAAACAAGAAUCACUACUGGCAGCGCAUCACUAUGAGCCGUUCCUAGUACAGAAAUCCACUGCUGCCUGUAACUUCACUUAGAUUUUUGGAGUUACUUUUAGCAGUAACAGCCCUUUGGAAUUCUUGUCAGAUGAAGUUUGGACUAACAGGACUGUUUUGGAAAUUUUUCUUAUCUCAGCUACUGAGAAGCCACUUGUAGCCUGAGAAUGUUUGCAAAUAUGACCUCAGAUUGUGAUGUGGUUUCACACCAGUUUCCACUGGUUCAUGACUGUUGAAGGAUAGCAUUGAAGUUAUUCUGUAUCAUAUAUAUAUAUGUUUUUUUGUUGUCAGCCGAUCCCAAUGACUCUGGCUCUGUCUGUGUAUCUCAGCCUCAAGUACAGCUCACAGUUAUAUAGUUCCUUAAUUAGCUGGUCCCUGUUUUAUCAAACAUUACUCAAACAGGAAGAAAAAGUGAAUUUAUUGGAGACUUUUUAUAGCAGUGGAUUAAUCUGCACAGGGUGCCAUACUGAGUAUGUGUGGGAGCAGGAUGGUGUAUGUGGGAUUGAGGUCAAAAUAAAGUAGUGUGUGUUCUUAGUAGUGAUGAACAUUCAAUGACAUGUUUUUGCACAGUUUGUGGACAAGCCUUUGAGACACACACAGUACCCGUUGGCAAGAUACAAUCAUUGUUGGAUUGGGUCUGCGCAUGGGAUUUGUUGACACUGAAAAAAAAAUCUCAACUGUCAGCAGACUUUGUGCUGAAAGUAUAGCAGAUGUAAAUUUAUAGGGUAAAUGAAAACACAGCCACUGUUACGGCUUGUUGUCUGAGUAUAGAUAUUUUUGAAACAUAGCUUAUUUUUUUUCUACCUGCUUAAGCAAUAAUUACAGUUUUUGGGUACAAAAAAUAAAGACAAAUGCACUAAAGAAAGAACUCUGUGUUUAAAAGAGCAUUAUGCUCCAUGCUUUUAGGUCAAAUGUGUGUCUUGUCACAAGACAGGAAAAUGAGCUUUGGAAAUGCUACUGAAAUAGCAGCAUGUGCCUGAGGCGGACAUGUCAAACUGCAGAGUUUAAACUGUAUUGAACCACAUGUUUAGCCUGUAACAACACUAAAUGUUUGCACAAUACUAUUCACAGAUUCUGAAAUUAUAGAGGACAGAUUGAUGAGCACAGUGGAGCAGUUGUAAUGAUUUAAAUGUAUAAUAAAAAUUGAGCAGAUCUUUUGUAUAUUUUUAUAAUUCGACUUCGUCCGUUAAAAAAAACAAAAAAAACUAUGUAUCUUGUAACACCUCCUGGCCUGGAUGUGUGGCCAAAGGUGUUCUUUUUGAGGGGUUUAUAUCACAAACUGAUUCGGAAAUUGUGUCAUGCAGCGUGCCAAAGGCAAGGUUCCUCAUGGAAACACUGUCGCUGUGUUAGGAUGUGUUUUGUUUGGAACUGGAUAAAGUGGUAUGAAACAGAAA